Molecule: messenger RNA, 2050 nt
Organism: Acanthisitta chloris (rifleman)
Lineage: Eukaryota; Metazoa; Chordata; Aves; Passeriformes; Acanthisittidae
Product: baculoviral IAP repeat-containing protein 6-like
Exons: 6
Source: RefSeq, a predicted model, not a curated record
GUCUUUGAUGUACAGUGAAGCUAACAGACGAGAGACAUUCACUUCAUGGCCUCAUGUGGGUUAUCGGUGGGCACAGCCAGAUCCUAUGGCUCAAGCUGGGUUCUAUCACCAGCCUGCUUCAUCAGGAGAUGACCGAGCCAUGUGCUUUACCUGUAGUGUGUGCUUGGUGUGCUGGGAGCCGACAGAUGAACCUUGGUCUGAACACGAGAGACAUUCCCCAAACUGCCCAUUUGUCAAGGGUGAGCACACUCAGAAUGUGCCUCUUUCAGUCACACUGGCGACAAGUCCAGCACAAUUUCCCUGCACUGAUGGCACUGACAGAAUAGCCUGCUUUGGAUCUGGAAGUUGCCCUCACUUUCUAGCUGCUGCAACAAAACGUGGAAAGAUCUGCAUAUGGGAUGUUUCCAAACUUAUGAAGGUCCACUUAAAAUUUGAAAUCAAUGCAUAUGAUCCAGCUAUUGUGCAGCAACUUAUGUUAUCAGGAGAACAGAGCUCAGGGGUUGACUCAAGGAGACCAACACUAGCAUGGUUAGAAGAUUCAUCUAGCUGCUCAGAUAUACCAAAAUUAGAAGGAGACAGUGAUGACCUGCUGGAGGAUUCAGAUAGCGAAGAGCAUUCCAGAUCAGAGUCUGUGACAGGGCAUACGUCACAAAAAGAAACUAUGGAAGUCAGCCUUGAUAUAACAGCUCUCAGUGUUCUUCAGCAACCUGAAAAGCUUCAGUGGGAAAUUGUUGCAAAUGUUCUGGAAGAUACAGUUAAGGAUCUGGAAGAACUUGGGGCAAAUCCCUGUUUGGCCAACUGUAAGAGUGAAAAGAUGAAGGAAAAACAUCUAGAACAACACAACAUUCCCUUUCCUUGUUUAUUAGCUGGAGGUCUAUUAACAUACAAAUCACCUGCUACCUCUCCUGUUAGCAGUAACUCUCAGCGAUCACUGGAUGGCUUAAGUAGGACUCGAGGUGAGAGUGUCUCAGAACAGGGAUCAACUGACAAUGAAUCCUGCACUAACUCAGAACUGAAUUCCCCUCUGGUAAGGAGGACUUUACCUGUAUUGCUGCUAUACAGCAUUAAGGAGUCUGAUGAAAAAGCAGGAAAACUCUUUUCGCAGAUGAACAAUAUUAUGAGUAAAAGUAUCCAUGAUGAUGGUUUCACGGUUCCGCAGAUCAUUGAAAUGGAGCUGGACAGUCAGGAGCAGUUGCUGUUACAGGAUCCCCCUGUGACUUACAUUCAGCAGUUUGCAGAUGCUGCAGCCAACCUAACUUCUCCAGACUCAGACAAGUGGAGCUCUAUGGUUCCCAAGCCUGGGACUUUGGUUCAGUGCCUGCGCCUGCCCAAGUUUGCAGAAGAGGAGAACCUGUGUGUAGAUUCAAUCACACCUUGUGCAGAUGGAGUUCAUCUGUUAGUAGGACUGCGGACUUGUCCUGUCGAAUCUCUGAGUGCAAUAAAUCAAGUAGAGGCCUUGAAUAAUUUAAAUAAAUUAAACUCGGCACUAUGUAACAGAAGGAAAGGGGAACUAGAAUCAAAUCUUGCUGUAGUGAAUGGCACGAGUAUUGAUGUAAUCCAGCAUGAGUCACCAGCAGAUGUACCAACUCCUUUAAUAAUUCAACCUGAACAGCGAAGUGUCAGUGGUGGAUACCUAGUGCUUUAUAAGAUGAAUUAUGCCACUAGAAUAGUUACUCUAGAGGAGGAACCAGUAAAAAUCCAGCAUAUCAAAGACCCCCAAGACACAAUUACCUCAAUGAUUUUGCUCCCACCGGAUAUAUUGGAUAACAGAGAGGAUGACUGCGAGGAGCCUGUAGAGGAAAUACAAUUAACUUCUAAAAAUGGCAGUGGGAGAGAGAGAAGAUCUGAGAUCUCUACUCUUGGGCACCUGGUAAUAACUACUCAGGGAGGAUAUGUAAAAAUAUUAGAUCUUUCGAACUUUGAAAUUCUGGCCAAAGUGGAGCCACCUAAAAAAGAGGGCACUGAGGAACCAGACAUGUUUGUCUCUGUGAUAUACUGUUCGGGCACAGACAGAUUGUGUGCAUGCACCAAAGGUAAGACUUCUCUUUAA